AUGGACCAGAAACAGUCCUUCACGGAUGUACUCAUCGUUGGAGCAGGAGCAGCAGGAACGAUGGCCGCUGCGUGCGCCGCAGCUUACGGGCUUAAUGCCCGCAUCAUAGACAAGCGUCCACAAAAACUCGCGGCUGGUCAUGGCGACGGUCUUCAUGCCAGAAUGAUGGAGAUCUUAGACACCUUUGGUCUGGCUGAUGCAGUGCUACAGCAUGGCAACGAAUUUACCAUGACCCACAGCUGGGUUCAAGGUUCUGACGGAAGAGUCACGCGGCAGGCUGCCUCCUCUCGCACAUGGGAGCCGCCAUCCCCAUUCACCUCAGUGGGGCUGACCCAAGCCAAGAUGGCACACAUACUCCUAGACUAUGUCCGCCAGCAUUCCGACAUCGAAGUUGAGAGGGGACUCAUGACGGAAAGUAUAUCGGUUCAGCAGGGUAGUGAGUACCCUGUGAGAGUCACAGUUCGCAACAUAUCCACAAAUGGCGGGAUGGCGAGCUUCACUGCCGACAAUGACAUUCGAGUUGAUAACGACGAGGAGCUGCUUGCGACGACGGGCAGACCGGGUGUCCAAGACGAGAUCAUAAAAGCCAGAUACGUCGUUGCGUGCGACGGUGCUCACAGCUGGAUCCGCCGAAAUCUCCAGAUUCCAAUGAUUGGCGACGAUAUGGAUGUCAUCUGGGGAGUCAUGGACAUUCAUCCCUUGACAGAUUUUCCGAGCGCUAGAACGAACAGCAUCAUCCAAGGACGAGGCACUGGUCUCAUGUGGAUUGCGCGAGAACGUGGCAUGAUCCGUGUCUACACUGUCGUGGGCUCGGCGAAGAGCAAUGAGCACGGGAAAUUUAUCCAGUCAAGCGUAACCCCAGACACGAUUCUGGCAGCAGCACAGAAAAUGUUGCAUCCGUACACGCUCACCUACAAGAAGUGUGAAUGGUGGGCAGCAUACCGGGUCGGCCAGCGUGUUGCAACCCAUAACACUCAUGAAUCUGACCGCAUAUUCCUUGCGGGUGACGCUGUACACACUCAUUCGCCUCAGGCUGGGCAAGGGUUGAAUGUCAGUAUGGCAGAUACUUACAACUUAUUAUGGAAGAUCAACCUGGUGGUGAAAGGCCUGGCUAAACCAGAUCUGCUGGAAACGUAUCAUUCGGAAAGACUUGUCCUUGGCCAACAACUCGUCGAUUUCGACCGACAGUGGGCUGCUAUCAUCUCCGGCAACGAGCCUCCCAAACCACCGCCUGGCAUUAAGACUUUUAGGGUCACCUGGGAAAGUAUAAUCACCCACAAGUUUGUACCCCUGAUCCACGGACUGCAGGUCAUCUACCCACCAAGCAGCAUUACCCUCUCAUCGCCAGAUACGAUUGAAGCCGCGUCUUCUGUCAUGGAUCAGGGCAAACUGCCAUCAGGUAUCACAGUUGGCAUGAGAAUGCCGUCUUAUCAAGUCCGUAAGCAUGCCGAUGCCGCCAUCGAGUAUCUUGGCAAGUCGUUCCGCAGUGACGGCCGAUUUCGAUUUGUGGUAUUUGCCGGAGAUGUGUCCGACUCAGCGCACUUGGAGCGACUCAGAGCCCUUGCCAAGUGGAUCCGUACUCUGAUGGAGCAGUAUUCAUUGCCAGGCUGUCAAGCAGACUCGACCUUUGAUAAUAUCCUUGUACACACCACAAGUUCAUUGACGGUCGACCUCCUCGAUCUACCCGACAUCUUCCAUCCGUUCCAUCCUGAGCUGGGCUACAACUACGACAAGGUCUUCUACGAUGAGGACAUCACCAAUAGAUUCGGGCACCGCAUCGGUUCAGCGUAUGAGAAGUAUGGGGUGGAUCGUCACAAGGGGCGACUAGCACUGUUGAGGCCAGACGGUUAUGUGGCGCACCAAGGCGGGCUGGAAGAAUUUGAUCCGGUUGAGAAAUACUUCAAAGGGUUUUUGAUUCCGAGAAAAUGA
Messenger RNA from Zasmidium cellare ATCC 36951, 1929 nucleotides. RefSeq lists its product as uncharacterized. The transcript has 2 exons. NCBI's taxonomy places the organism in Eukaryota, Fungi, Ascomycota, Dothideomycetes, Mycosphaerellales, Mycosphaerellaceae. Gene Ontology annotation, molecular function: FAD binding. The record is from RefSeq and is a predicted model, not a curated record. The coding region runs from base 1 to 1929 and encodes 642 amino acids.